AUGUCGUCGAUAUCCCCGCCAAGAAAAAGGAAAAGAUACAAUUCUAGCUUCAACAAUGAAUGGCUGAAAACUUUUGACUUCAUUCACAGAAGUAAAAAAGGUGAUCUGUACGCAUUUUGUACUAUUUGUCAUACAGAUUUCUCUGUAAGCCAUGGCGGAAAAUACGACAUCGAGAAACACAGAGAGACAGAGAAGCACAAGCAGUCAUAUAAAGUAAGAUCUCAACAUUCAAGUUUGAAAACUUUAUUUAAGGCAGAAUCAACGGACUUAAAUGAAAAAGUACGCCAGGCAGAGUUACUCUUUGUGGAGUACCUUGUGGAGCAUAAUCUCCCGUUUGCAGCUGCAGAUCACUUUACCAAACUUGCAAAGUGUAUGUACCCUGAUAGUGACAUUGCCAAGAGACAAUCUUGUGGAAGAAUGAAAUCUACAAUGAUUGUGAAAAACUGUUUGGAUCCGACAUACAGAAAUCCUGUUGUGGAAUACUGCAGAAAUAAUAUGUUCUCACUGUUAAUAGACGAGUCCACUGACUAUGGAUGUGACAAAUGUCUUGUCAUUCUGGUUCGCUAUUUUGACUCUCAACGUGGUGCUGUCACUAGAUUUCUAGAUAUGCCAGUGUGCAAUAUUGGAACAGGGGAGGCAAUUUUUGAAGUCAUAAAUGAAACUUUCAGAAAGCUUAACAUUCCUUGGCAUAAUGUUGUUGCUUUUACAAGUGACAAUUGUAACGUCAUGAAGGGAGCCAACAAUUCUGUCAUAUCUAGAAUUAAAGCUGUUCAGCCUGAUAUAUUUGAUGUCGGCUGCAUAUGUCACCUGGCAAAUCUGUGUUGUGGCAGUGCUGUUAAGCAGCUUCCUUUUGCUGUUGAUGACUUGCUGAUAGAUAUUUAUUUUCACUUCAACAAAAGUUCAAAGAGAGUUGAGGAAUACAAGGAAUUUGCUGCCUUCACAGAAACAGAUCCAUUGAAGAUACUGAAGCACUGCACCACUAGAUGGCUGAGUCUUGAGAAGUGUGUAAGGAGAACUCUUCAUCAAUGGCCAGCACUACAGUCCUAUUUCUCAAGCCACAAAGAUGUUGAAAGAUCUGGAGGACGAGUGAAAAAAAUUUCAGAACUUCUGACCAAUCCUGAAGUGAAGCUCUACUUUUUGUUUCUUGAUUUCAUCCUUGUUCCUCUCAAUGAGUUCAACACUCUUUUUCAGUCUGAUCGUUGUCUGCUGGGGUCCUUGAAGUCAGAAAUGGAAAGACUUCUCAGAAAAUUCACAGCAAAGUUCAUCAAAGCUUCUGUCAUUAGAGAACACAACACAGACCUUACUAAAGUCCCAUUCUACUCUGAUGAGGCCCAACUUUCAGAUGAACUCCUGGCUGUUGGAAUGUCAGCUAGAUCCUUCCUGGCAGAAGAGGAGGAAAACAUUCCAAUUGCAACACCAUCAAGAUUUUUCAUGUUUGUCAGAAAAUUCUACCAGGCUGUAGUUUCAAAGAUGGUGAAGAAAUUUCCAUUUAAAGACUCUCUGUUACAGGAUCUCAGAAUCAUUGACCCCAAGAAUAGAAAGGAUGUUACAGCUGAGACAGCAAUGAACUUGGCUAAAAGGUUCAAGAUUCUUCAAGAUGAGGACCUGGACUCUUUGACUGAUGAGUGUCAUGAUUAUGUGGUUUCCCCUGAUGAUGACCUUCCAUCAGCUGAACAAGAAAUCAACACAUUUUGGAUUGAAAUGUCCCAACAAAAGCUUGCCAAUGAUCAACUCAGAUUUCCCAAACUGUGCUCUAUUGUUAAAGCCAUGAUGGCAAUUCCAAAUUCAAAUUCUGAAUGUGAAAGAGUGUUUUCUUGUCUUAAGAAAAUCCAAACCAGUUUCAGGUCAGAGUUAUCUCAGGAGACCAUCUGUUCCAUUCUAGCAAGUAAACUUAACAAUGACAAUGUGUGCUUCCAGUCAAUUCCAACAAAGGCAACUCUCCAAAUGGCAAGAACAGCCACUAAAACCUACUGUGAAGAACACAAAUAA
Molecule: messenger RNA, 1989 nt
Organism: Saccostrea cuccullata (small rock oyster)
Lineage: Eukaryota; Metazoa; Mollusca; Bivalvia; Ostreida; Ostreidae
Exons: 6
Coding region: 1-1989 (662 amino acids)
Molecular function (GO): protein dimerization activity
Source: RefSeq, a predicted model, not a curated record